Messenger RNA from Zeugodacus cucurbitae (melon fly), 2547 nucleotides. It is a transcript of the gene Zip99C, whose product is annotated as zinc transporter ZIP13 homolog. Gene Ontology annotation, cellular component: membrane. Gene Ontology annotation, biological process: intracellular zinc ion homeostasis; zinc ion transmembrane transport. Lineage: Eukaryota; Metazoa; Arthropoda; Insecta; Diptera; Tephritidae. The record is from RefSeq and is a predicted model, not a curated record. The coding region runs from base 829 to 1902 and encodes 357 amino acids. The transcript is spliced from 7 exons. Gene Ontology annotation, molecular function: zinc ion transmembrane transporter activity.
GCAGCCAUAUUGUGUAUUGUUUAUUCGCACGGCACAAGUAGAAUUCCUAUAGCAAAACAACAAAGACAACUUGCAUUCGAAUGACAGCUGUGAAUAGAGAAAAACGUCAACAAAAGUGAAAAAUAAAGACGAAUUUCAUCAAAUCAACUUGCGAUACGAACAGCUACAUUUGUGCAUUCGCGCUAUUUUAUCCGCAUUAAAUUGUAGAUGGAGUAUCAAAUUCACAUAAAAAAGAGAACAAGUUUGAAAACAAAGCAACUAAAAUUCAAGUAUUAUUGAAGCACAUAUUGGAAAUUGAAAACUGUGAAAUUUUAUUGUGCUGCGUGUGUAGUGUUGAAGCUGUGGAGCCACUCAGUUUCAGUGGAGGCUAGUGGAUCGUUGCUAAAUACUCAUUUAUACAUAUUUCUUUUGUGUACGCUUCGGGCGCAUAUGUAUAUACUCGUAUAUGCCAACAAACAACGUCACAUAAAUUGACAAUAUUUUGUUUACAAAUACGUUUAUUUCUCGAAAGACGCAAAAUACAGUCAACUGCAAAUCAGAUUUUGAAAGUGUGCAUGAAAUUUGUUCCAGUGUGCAAAUAGACAAAAUCUCACAUUGAAAUCCUGCGAAAUUCCAAAAUCAAUAGCGACACCAUUGAAUACGGCAUGAUAAAGGAAUAAUAAAAAUACGCCUGUCAAAUACGAAGGACUGACAAGUUAAAAUAUUAGCUGUUUAGUAAAACUUGAAUGUGAUAAUUGUUUCUUAGAAAUAUUGAAACCAAACUACAUACAAACUACAACAAACAUAUCAUCUCAUAUAAAUAUAAGUAAGCGUGUAUUCCAGUCCAAAAUGAAUAGCACCGGCAGUUUUUUCGACGAACAACUUGUACAUAUUUACACACAUUUGGUACAUAAUUAUGUGCCCGAUUUCCUGCUUACAAUGAGCCAGCAUUUUGUCUAUACGCCAUGGGUGUUCUCACUACUCGGGUCGAUGGUAAUCGGGCUAGCCGGUAUACUACCGUUGAUCAUAAUACCCACUGAUGAAAAACUUAAGGAGGGCGGUUUCAAAGAUCCUGGCGAAUCUAAAUUUCUCAAAGUGCUUUUAAGUUUCGCGGUCGGCGGUCUAUUGGGUGACGUUUUCCUACAUUUACUGCCCGAAGCUUGGGAAGGUGAAAAAAAUACGCCCUCUGAACAUCCUUCCUUGCGCUCUGGUCUUUGGGUGCUCUCCGGCAUACUCAUAUUCACCAUUGUGGAGAAAAUAUUCUCUGGUUACACCAAUGCCGAUGAAGAGAAUCCGCAACCGAAAUGUGUGGAGAUCGCCAAUUGUUUACUGCGCAAAACGGGCGGAAAAAUUCCCGAUGAUCAUAACAACUCGGAAGGUUGUGCCGGCGCAUGUGACAUUGAAGAUGUGCCGAAUGGUUGCUUUUUACGUGAACGUGAGCAAAAACAAAAGGAGCAGCCAAAAAAAGUCGCAGGCUAUUUAAAUUUAAUGGCCAAUUCCAUUGAUAAUUUCACACAUGGUUUGGCUGUGGCGGGUUCAUUUUUGGUUUCCUUCCGACACGGUGUGUUGGCAACGUUCGCAAUUUUAUUGCACGAGAUACCCCACGAGGUUGGAGACUUCGCCAUACUUUUGCGUUCUGGUUUUAGUCGGUGGGAUGCUGCCCGCGCUCAGCUUUUAACCGCUGGUGCCGGUCUGUUGGGCGCACUGGUUGCGAUUGGUGGUUCGGGCGUCACAUCGGCAAUGGAGGCGCGUACGUCCUGGAUUAUGCCUUUCACGGCCGGGGGAUUUCUACAUAUAGCAUUGGUGACAGUAUUACCCGAUCUCUUGAAGGAAGAAGAGAAAGUUGAGUCCAUAAAGCAAUUACUGGCGUUGAUAUUUGGUAUUCUACUUAUGGCUUUGAUGACUGCAUUUUUCGAGGCGUGAGCAUUGUAAUUAAAAAAAAUUGCCCUUGUGUGUGCAUAAUUUUUAUAAGCCAAAAAUGCUGGAGCUGUACAUUCGCAUAAUACCAAGCAAAAAGUACAAAACAAAAAGCAUAUUAUUUGGCAUUAUGUGAAAUAUUCGUUUGAAAGUAGUGGUAGUGCACAUAAGCAACCAAGUGGAGAACUUUAAAUUUAGUUGGAAUAUGUUUUGAAUUAUUGCAACGACACGGACACAAAAUCACUAUGUACCGAAAUGGUAUUAAAAGUUAUACAAAAAUUGUUAAUAUAUUUUCUUCAUAUUUAAUAUUUUUUAUAAUUCGCCAAAUUCAUACUUUUAGUUAUAUUAUUGUAACUCUCAUUUUAUAACUACUAUUUUGGCAGGAACCUGUAUCUAUGUAAUUAUGUUUUUACUUUCCUGAAUUUAAUUUGCAUAAAUUUACUGUAUAAAAAUUUAGUUAGUAGCGACAGUAAGAGUUAGUGGAAUGAAAUUUAAAUUGUAAUGAAAGAAUAUCGAUAUCCAGUUCAUAUGUGAUAUUGAUGCUGAUAAAAUUCUUUAAGAAAAUGCCAUUAGUUAUAAAAGACUUGAGAUAUUACGUUUGAAAGAUGACUUGCUUGUCGAGUUCUGUAAAUACAUACAUACAUAAUAUAA